Mucor mucedo is the source of this 1428-nucleotide messenger RNA. Its product is annotated as acyl-CoA dehydrogenase/oxidase. Bases 42 to 1268 code for a protein of 408 amino acids. The transcript is spliced from 6 exons. Lineage: Eukaryota; Fungi; Mucoromycota; Mucoromycetes; Mucorales; Mucoraceae. Gene Ontology annotation, biological process: L-leucine catabolic process. The record is from RefSeq and is a predicted model, not a curated record. Gene Ontology annotation, molecular function: flavin adenine dinucleotide binding; 3-methylbutanoyl-CoA dehydrogenase activity.
GUUUUUUUUUUCUUUCUUGUACAAACAAUAAUAAAAAAAAGAUGUUUAGUAGAGUCUCAAAAACCCUCCUUACUAAGGCAAGACAGACAGCCACUCGAUCCAUUUCGACUUAUAACGCAGCCAUUGCCGGUUUGACACCUCAGCAAGAAGAACUUCGUCAAGCAGUUCAUGACUGGGCUAAUGUUGAGCUUUCUCCUCGUGCCGGGGCUAUCGAUAAAGAGAACGAGUUUCCGAUGGAUAUGUGGAAAAAGUUCGGUGAUAUGGGUUUAUUGGGUGUUACUGCUCCCCAAGAAUAUGGUGGUCUCGGUUUGGGUUAUUUUGAACACACGCUCGUUAUGGAAGAAAUCUCCAGAGCUAGUGGCUCAGUUGCUCUUAGUUAUGGUGCACAUUCCAAUUUGUGCGUAAAUCAAAUCACACGUAACGGUAAUAAAGCUCAAAAGGAUAAGUAUUUACCUAAAUUGAUCUCGGGUGAUCACGUUGGCGCUCUUGCCAUGUCAGAACCUGGAGCUGGGUCUGACGUUGUAAAUAUGAAGUUACGUGCAGAUAAAAAGGGAGAUCAUUACGUGUUAAACGGUAACAAGUUCUGGAUUACCAAUGGUCCUGAUGCGGAUGUUUUGGUGGUCUAUGCAAAGACGAACCCUGAAGCUGGACCUAAGGGAAUUACGGCGUUUUUGAUUGAAAAGAACUUCAAAGGGUUUUCUGUUGGACCCAAGUUUGAUAAGUUGGGCAUGCGUGGCUCAAAUACUUGUGAGUUGAUCUUCGAUAAUUGCGAAGUGCCUGUCGAGAAUGUUUUGGGUGAAGUCAAUAAGGGUGUUUAUGUCUUGAUGAGUGGAUUAGAUCUUGAACGUCUUGUGCUUUCUGGCGGACCUUUAGGUUUAAUGCAAGCUGCGUUAGAUGUCACCGUGCCCUAUGUCCAUGAACGUCGUCAAUUCGGUGUACCAAUUGGUGAAUUCCAACUCAUGCAAGGAAAACUGGCGGAUAUGUAUACUAAAAUGAAUGCAUCUCGUGCAUAUGUGUACGCUGUCGGUCGUGCUUGCGACGGAGGUAAUAUUAGUAACAAAGAUUGCGCAGGAGCCAUUCUGUACUCCGCCGAAAGAGCAACCGAAGUAGCUCUUGAUGCAAUCCAAUGUCUCGGUGGAAAUGGCUACACCAACGAGUACCCUACAGGUAGAUUAUUGCGUGAUGCCAAGCUGUAUGAAAUUGGUGCAGGAACAAGUGAAAUUAGACGAAUGUUGAUUGGUCGAGAGUUUAAUAAGCAAUUCAAAUAAAUCUCUCUUACGUGUUUGCCUUAAUUCAGCCGAUUUGUGUAUGAUAAAAAAGAGUUAAAUAAACCAACCAAUGAAAAUGGGACUCAGCUUAGGAUUCCCACCUGUUUGAUAACGCGAAAUCAGACGGGUGCACAUGUGACUUUUAGUUUUUUUUCCCUUU